Fusarium redolens is the source of this 1248-nucleotide messenger RNA. RefSeq lists its product as uncharacterized. NCBI's taxonomy places the organism in Eukaryota, Fungi, Ascomycota, Sordariomycetes, Hypocreales, Nectriaceae. Gene Ontology annotation, molecular function: acetyltransferase activity. The transcript has 3 exons. The coding region runs from base 1 to 1248 and encodes 415 amino acids. The record is from RefSeq and is a predicted model, not a curated record.
AUGACUUCCGCAUAUAGUCAAGAGCAACUUUCACGAUUCUUCGAUCACAUCAAUCUUCCUAAAGCGCUGCGAGAAGACCUUCGGCCUUCGUUGAUGCUGUUGAAAGCCUUGCACACGCACUCACUUGCCACGUUCCCGUAUGAAAACCUAUCUCUGCACUAUAAUGCGGCUCACAAAAUCGAUCUUGAUCCUCAACAUCUUUUUCGAAAGAUGGUGACGGAUAAUCGUGGCCGUGGUGGUUUCUGUAUGGAGAUCGCCAUCUUGUACAAUCAUGUUCUUCGAGCUAUAGGAUUCGAUGCAUAUACUGCCGGGGUACGAACUCGAGGGAGACUUGAGGGCGUUCCUACGGGGGACUAUCCAGGUUGCAAAUAUCAUUCCGACGUAGCAUUCGGAGGUGACGGCGCCACGAUGCCAAUGCCACUCAUCGACGGCUUAGUACACGAGAACCUUGGAACCCAGCAAAUCCGACUCAAGAGAGAUUGGAUACCUCAUCAAGUCCACAAAACGGAAGAGACCAAACUCUGGAUCUAUCAGUAUCGAAACAGCCAAGACAAAGAGUGGAUUUCUUUCUACUCGUUUCCAGGCAUCGAGUUCUUCGCUUUGGACUGGGAUGUCGUCAACUGGUGGAUCAACACUCACGCGGAUAGCCAUCAGUUACGCAAUAUGUUGACUAUCAAGUUUCUGCUUCGCCCUGUGGAGAAUGAGGCAAGCUUUGAAGGGGAGAUGGAGAUUUAUGGAAAGAGAAUGCUUGUGAAUGGGGUUGUUAAAGAGAAUCUGGGAGGAAGGACACAGAUUAUCACCACUUGUAACACGGAAGGGGAGCGCGUAGAAACUCUUGAGAGGUGUUUCCAGAUAUUCCUCACCGAUGAAGAAAAGGAGGGUAUUCGCGGCUACGUGUCAGAGCUAAACGGCUCUAAAGUCCCACAAAGCACCUUCACCUCUCACUUCCACCAACUCACUCCCAUCAUCUCCAACAGCCAUGCUCCACAACUCUUGCCCAUGCCUCAUCAAAAGCUCAUAACCACCCUGCGGACUCGGUCGAAGUGUAAAGUACUCAUGCGACUGAUGCUUAUCGACUCUGGCGAUGAACUUCUUCCUCUCGUUGUGGCCGAUGAUAGUCCCAGAUACACAGUUGCGAAAGCCCAGCCACCUAUCUCGUUCGAUACACUCCCAGUGAAAGCCUCCUCUCGGGUUGAAGCCCUCGCAGAGUCGGAGGUCACCGUUCACGAUGGUGAUGACUUUGCCUGA